Molecule: messenger RNA, 988 nt
Organism: Limanda limanda (common dab)
Lineage: Eukaryota; Metazoa; Chordata; Actinopteri; Pleuronectiformes; Pleuronectidae
Gene: mrpl24
Product: mitochondrial ribosomal protein L24
Exons: 5
Coding region: 273-923 (216 amino acids)
Biological process (GO): translation
Cellular component (GO): mitochondrion; ribosome
Molecular function (GO): structural constituent of ribosome; RNA binding
Source: RefSeq, a predicted model, not a curated record
UGCUGCUGCAUGUGACAUUGAUGUCAACAGAGGGUCAGUUCAGUUUGCGUUCCUCAUUUUUCAUUCAUAACAACAUUGUUCAGUAAAAAACACACAAGUAGCAGUCUCACUGGAGUGUAACGUGUUUCCGGACACGGUUAGUGUUUGUUUACCCGCAGCAGCGCAACGGUAAUGUUAGCUAGCUACUCCGCAAGCUAACGUUAGCCUAGCCUGGAUUGGAGACUUCCCGUUGUGAACCCAGGAGCUUCGGUUCGUCUGGUCCGUGUAUCACCAUGAGGCUGACCGCGCUGCUGUCGAUGGCAGUCCGGGUCAUCGUGCCUAGGGACUACCGGUACGGCACCAACAGGCCGUGGACCGCGGCCGCUAAGAGGCUGAAUCCCCUGGGCAAGAGGAGGAGGAAGGUGUUCGUGGAGCCGAUAGCACCGGAGGACUGGUCCGUGCUCCGAGGGGACAUGGUGGAGAUUCUCGCAGGGAAGGGCCAAGGGAAGCAGGGGAAAGUGAUCCAGGUCUUCAGGCACAGAAACUGGGUUAUUCUGGAAGGACUGAACACACAUCACAGGUUCCUCGGACGCACGGGGGAUUAUCGUGGAAACUACAUUGCCAGCGAGGCUCCCCUCCUGCUGGGUCAGGUCGCCCUCAUUGACCCCUCCGACAGGAAGCCAACUGAAGUGGAGUGGAAGUUCACGGAGGAGGGUGACAGAGUCCGAGUGUCUCUGAGGACGGGUCGAAUCAUCCCUAAGCCUGUUGUGCAGCGACGAGACGGCAUCGUGCCAGAGCAGUGGAAAGAUGGUCCCAAAGACACAAGUCCUGAAGACACUCUAGAAAAGACUUUUGUUCCGUCCCUCAAAACGCUGGAGGAGGAGGUCAUGGAGAAACUGGGUAUUCAGGAGAACAGGCGAAACAGAAGAUCCUACUGGUACUGACCAGAGAAAUUAAAGACACUCACUCCCCACAUCGUGAUACUCAUGUUUCACAGCAAUUCCGAAGA